CUUGGUUGACUCACAUGAUCAGCCCAUAUCUGACGACGGCAAAAUAACAACAGGAAUAGUGAACCAUGAAAAUGAAGAGAGAUUUUUUACUAUUCUUAAUAUCUGUGGUAUUAAGCAAUUAUUAUAUGGUUCAUGGGAAGGAUGGACAUUGUUCGUGGUAUGGUGAAUGUGGUGACUCACCGACGGGGAAAUAUAACUGCUUGUAUACAGGACUAGCUAAACCAUUAACAAACGAGACAGGAUUAAAAAUUCUUAAAACUUACUGUCCAGAUUUACUUGAGGAAAAAGGUGAUACUUACACAUGUUGUGACACAGAUCAGCUGGUUACUAUUCAGAAGAAUAUGGGAUUGCCACAACAGUUUUUUCUACGAUGUCCUUCCUGUUACCGCAACUUUCUUAAUCUAUACUGCUACCAGACUUGCUCAAAGAAUCAGAGCAAUUAUGUAUACAAUGUGAAAACUGAACCAGUGCCAACUAACAAAAACAAAACACAAAUUACAAAAAUAGACUAUUUCAUAACCCACGCCUAUGCUAACGGUAUGUUUAAUUCCUGUAAGAGUGUACAGAUGCCGAGUGCUAAUGAACGAGCGAUCACGGUUUUCUGUGGCCAUCCUGCUGAUCAGUGCACUAUUAAGAACUGGCUACAAUACAUGGGAGAUACUACCAAUGGACACACCCCUUUUGAUAUCAAUUUCAAUAUCACCGAUACACCAAUAACUCCGAAUACAACAAAUACCACAUUUUAUCCCAUGGAUGUUACUACGUCUCUUUGUAACGAAACUGCACUUAACAAGUCUGCUUGUAGUUGUCAAGAUUGUACGCUUAGCUGUGCUCCGUUGCCACCUUUCCCAAAACCUCCAAAACCAGCUACCAUCUUAGGCUUUGAUGCCUGGUACUUUAUUAUGUGUAUAUUGUACAUUAUUUUCGUAUUGUUUUUCGGAACUUAUGGAUUGUGUUACAAUAUUAUACAUCGGAAUGCUUUUGGAAUCAAACAAAAGAAGUAUGAUAGUAUAGAAGAAAGACCUGCUGGUAGAACUGGAAGUAUAAAUGGACAUGGCCAAUCAAGGAUGAAAAAAUUGUCAGCGCCACUUGUCGAGGAAAAGGAUAUUAACUGUUUAGAAAAAAUUGGAGCUGCUGUUGAGAAAUUUUUGAGGAACAUAUUUCUAACAUGGGGGUUAUUUGUAGCACGACAUCCUGUAAUUGUAAUAGUACUUGGUGUACUAAUCGCUGGAGCUUUGUCGGCCGGACUAUACUUUUUUAAGGUCACAACCAACCCAGUAGAACUUUGGUCUGCUAAGAACAGCAGGGCACGCACAGAGAAGGACUACUUUGAUUCCCAUUUUGGGCCAUUCUACAGAACUGAACAACUGAUUGUGACCAGACCAAACAAUAAUACAAUAGUAAAACAUAAGAAUCCAGGAUCUAUUGUCUCAUAUACAGACUAUACUUCUUUGUUUGAUAAGGAUUUUUUACAUAUGCUUUUGGAUCUUCAACUUGAAAUAGAAAACUUAACAGCAACCUACAAAGGUGAAACAGUCCGACUACAAGAUAUCUGUUUCAAGCCGCUUGCUCCAGACAAUAACAAUUGUACAACAGAGAGUGUGUUAGAAUACUGGCAGAAAAGUCAUGAAAAUAUUGACAAAGUAGCAAUGACUCCUGAUGGAUGGUUUGUCAAGGCAGAUUACCUUGAUCAUUUCAAGUUCUGUGUUAGUGCCCCAGCUUCUACCCAAGAUACAGUUGGACUAAAUAUUUCUUGUCUAGCCACUAAUUCUGCUCCUAUAUUUCCAUGGGUAGCCAUGGGAGGAUAUGAUGGUUUAAAUUAUCAAGACUCGACAGCAUUUGUCAUCACUAUUCUAGUCAACAACCACCUUAAAGAUGAAGACAAUGAAAAAGCUAUGGCGUGGGAGAAAGUUCUUAUAGAUUUCAUGAAGACCAGACAAAAUGGUCCGAACAUGACAAUUGCCUUUAACACAGAGCGCUCAAUUGAAGAUGAAAUCAACAGAGAAAGUAGCUCUGAUAUUUGGACAGUUUUGGCUAGUUACCUGAUUAUGUUUGGGUACAUAACAUUAACUCUUGGACAGUAUGGAACAUGUGAAAAUCCACAAAAACUGCUGAUUGAUUCCAAGAUAACAUUAGGACUAUCAGGAGUAACAAUUGUACUAUUAUCAGUAGCUGCCUCCCUCGGGACCUAUAGUUACUUUGGAAUACCAGCAACACUUAUCAUAAUAGAAGUGGUACCAUUCUUAGUCUUGGCAGUCGGUGUGGACAACAUCUUUAUUUUAGUCCAGGCCUAUCAGCGAGACACUAGACCACCAGGUGAAAGUUUAGAAGAACAGAUUGGCAGAAUUGUAGGGAGAGUGGGGCCAAGCAUGUUACUGACUAGUUCUGCAGAAUCAAUAGCUUUCUUCCUGGGUGCCCUGACAAACAUGCCAGCAGUCAGAGUUUUCUCCCUUUAUGCUGCCUUGGCUGUUUUAAUUGACUUUUUGCUACAGAUAACAGUAUUUAUUGCAUUAAUGACAAUUGAUGCCAAAAGACAGGAGGGUGAUAGAUUUGAUGCAUGUUGUUGUAUUAAAGCACCAAGAAGUAAAAAGGAGAAACAUGAAGGCUGGCUCUUCUAUCUGUUCAAACAUUUCUAUGCUCCAUUCAUCCUCAAGGAAUAUGUCAGACCAAUAGUGAUACUUGUGUUUACAGCCUAUUUCUUUGUGAGUGUAGCAGUAUUACAUAAAAUUGGAUUAGGACUGGACCAGAAACUCUCCAUGCCUGAUGAUUCUUACGUAUUGAGAUAUUUUGGAAAUGAAUCUACGUACCUGCAUGUCGGUGCACCUGUAUACUUUGUUGUGAAAGAGGGACAUGAUUACACCACACAACAAGGACAGAAUGCUCUGUGUGGAGGGAACGGCUGUCCUCAGGACUCACUGGUCGGUCAGCUCUAUACUGCCAGUAAACUAGCUAACUAUACAUAUAUAGCCCAGCCUACUUCUUCCUGGCUAGAUGACUUCUUUGAUUGGUUGGCUCCAGGAGGAAGUCCUCCCUGUUGUAGACUGUUUCCUAAUGGUACUUUCUGUCCUGCUACAGUAGUUGACAAAACUUGUAAGACUUGUCCUGUGAACAAAAGACCUGAUGGCCGACCAACUCCACAAGACUUCAUGAGAUAUCUACCAAUUUACUUAAAGGAUAAUCCAGGGACCAAGUGUGCUAAAGGAGGUCAUGCUGCCUAUGGAAGUGGAGUUAAUAUUAUUCACAACAAAACACAAGUAGGAGCGACCUAUUUUAUGACCUACCACACAAUACUGAGGACAAAUGAGGAUUUUAUUGGAGCUUUACGUGAAGCUAGGAAGAUUGGAGAAAACAUAACAAAAACCAUCACUACUAAAACCUCUAAUGCAACUGUAUUCCCUUACAGUAUUUUCUAUGUAUACUACGAGCAGUACCUGACAGUUGUACAUGACACCAUAUUUAACAUUGCUCUGUGUAUGGUAGCCAUCUUUGUUGUCACCUUUAUCCUGAUUGGAUUCGACUUUUUCUCCGCCGUGCUGGUUGUUCUCGUGGUAUCCAUGAUUGUUAUUGAUAUAUGUGGCAUGAUGUACUUCUGGGAUAUCACACUUAAUGCUGUUUCAUUGGUCAAUCUAGUGAUGGCUGUUGGUAUAGCUGUUGAAUUUUGUGCUCAUAUAGUCCGAGCUUUUGCUGUGAGUUUACAGCCAACCAAACUAAUGAGAGCAGAGGAAGCUCUAGCACAUAUGGGAAGCUCUGUACUUAGUGGUAUAACAUUGACUAAGUUAGGAGGAAUUAUAGUUCUAGCUUUUUCUAAGUCCCAGCUUUUCCAAGUAUUUUACUUCAGAAUGUACCUUGGAAUGGUGUUGUAUGGUGCUACACAUGGUCUUAUAUUCUUGCCAGUGUUACUCAGUUAUAUAGGUCCACCAAUAAAUAAAGCCAAACUUUAUGAUGCUCAACAAAGGAGAAAACAUUUGUCAGCAGACUCGGACAAUGAUGACAUUAAUUCUUCUCGACAGAAUCUUGUGAGUGAUAGUGGUGCUCCGCCAGACUAUAACACCUUAGCUGAUCCAGCAAUUUGAUAGAGUUAUCUUUCCUUCAUAUUACAGAGUUAUCUGCUCUUUAUUUGCUCAGGAGUGGAUUAUUCUAAUGAGCAAUUGAUCCAUGAGAUUAUACACAAUUGAUCUAUCAGUUUAUUAUCAAUUGAUCCACCAGAGAUUAUAAACUUUUUUUGUCAUGACAGAAUCAUGUAUGAAAUUAUUGAUUACAAUUCAUGUUAUUUGUUAAUUAUAAGGGAGGUAAUUUAGUGUUCGUUUAGGUUUAUUUAUUUUCCAUAUCUUAAAGGGUAAACAAAUAUUACAAGGUUUGCACUCUGUCUCAACUGAAUUUCUCCAAAUCAAUUUGAAGUUGUUUCCCUUUAGCUCACAGUUAAAUAAUUCUGAUUGAUGCAGAAUAACUGCUGUGUAAUAAAAUAGUCAUAGUAGAAUAAGGUACUUUUUACCUAAUGAUGAGUCAAAAUUCAGGAAUGUCAAAUUGAAUUACAAAUAUUCUGAAACUAUUAUGAUCAAAACAAACAAAGAUAGAUUGAAUAUGAUUUUAUCAUGAAUGAGAACAAAUUCAUUAUCCUCAUAAUUAUAUUUUUAUUAUCAUUGUUCGCACUUCUUCAUAAAUGUAUAUUAUUUCUGUGCCUUUAUAACAAAUCUAAUUCAUGAUCACACUGUAUAAACGAUUUACUUCACACAAUUAAAAUUACAGUACACUUCAUCUUUGUAGUAUACUCAUGUUUUGAAUGUUGAAUGCUUUUAUAUAUUACCGCAACAGAACAAUUAUGAUAGCUUUAUUCAUACUGAUUCCCAAAAAAUUAUAGAAUUCCCAAUUUAAGAAUAUAUGGAUUCUAGGUACUUUUUCUUGAAAUGAGUGCACAAAUGACUACUGCUGGUUCAUUCAGUCACUUCUGGUUGACAUUUUGCAAGGUCAAAUGUCCCUUAACAUUUUACAAAAGAUGUAAUUCAGGUCCGAAUCCAAAGUAAAAAUUCACUUUUGUCCAACUAUCCCAUAAAAUUUUCCUUGAUAAUCCCCAUAGUUAAGAUCCUAUUGUUUUGUGCUUAAUAUAGAGCUUAAUAUUUUAAUUAUGCCCUGCCUUAAAUUGUAGGAAUUGUACAAUUCUUUUAAACACAAUCUCCAUACAUUAUGAACAAAUUAGACUGAUCAAAUGGCAUGUACUUGUCCUCGUCUGGUUGUAGUAAGAACUCCCAUCCUAAUAUCUCUAUGUAGCUAGUCCUGAAAUUGCAAUACUUAUUCUAGCAUUUUUGUCCUUUCUUUAAGGAAUAACUGUUAUGUUUUUUCUGUCUAUGAAGAAAUAACAUAAAAAAAUUGGUGCACACUGAAUAACGCGUGUAGUGGGUUAUUUAACAGUGUGCACCACAUUUUCAUUUUAAACCGUAGAAAACCAUGAUAAAACGUUGAUGACAUCACGGUCACAUGACUAAAUUAUGUAUAUGGGUUGAUAACACAAUAUCGUCAGCCAAUCAGAAGAUGUGUUACAUCCAAAAUUAGAUUAUUCAAAAAUAGAAAUGAUAAAUGCAAGCAAUAAUUUAUAAAUUUACCAAGACACUUUAAAUAAGAAUUCCUCAUUAAUCAUUUAUAACAGGUAUUGACCAUGUAAAUGUUUGUGUUUAUGGUGAUUUCUUUGUGAAAAAAAUAAACACUUUUCAAUUGGAAAUGAAGUAAACUAUUUGUUAACAUUGACCAUUACUUAGCUCAAGGUUUGUAGAUAUUGAUCAUGUGAUAUUAAAAAUACACAACAUACUGUGUAUUUAUUAAAUCAUUGGAUACAUGAAUCAGUUUACAUUGACUUGAUGGCUUCGAUGAAAUAUGAUUUUAAGUACCCUUGGAAAUACAAAUUCAAGAUACAAUCAGAGUCCUUUUUUUUUAAAUAUUGCAAUACCCUCUACUCUUGUGAAAAAUCCACACCAAUGAAACAAGCGCAUUUACAACGUCAGUAAUACACAUGUUAGUUGAGAUAAAAUAUUUAUUAAUAAUUGUUAUAAUUAUGUUUGUACCAUGUACAAGUGCUUCCUUUACAUGUGUUUGUAAUUGUGUGUAUUUACAAUGUUUGAAAGUGCUGAUAACAGAAAUCUUUUGUGAUAAUUUGUAAAUUAAAAUGAAUAAUCAAUUUC
This is a messenger RNA of Mytilus trossulus (common blue mussel), 6170 nucleotides long. RefSeq names its product NPC intracellular cholesterol transporter 1-like. Gene Ontology annotation, molecular function: cholesterol binding; lipid carrier activity. The record is from RefSeq and is a predicted model, not a curated record. The transcript is spliced from 22 exons. Gene Ontology annotation, cellular component: plasma membrane. Gene Ontology annotation, biological process: cholesterol homeostasis; intestinal cholesterol absorption. The coding region runs from base 66 to 4073 and encodes 1335 amino acids. Lineage: Eukaryota; Metazoa; Mollusca; Bivalvia; Mytilida; Mytilidae.